This is a messenger RNA of Anolis sagrei ordinatus, 1719 nucleotides long. The record is from RefSeq and is a predicted model, not a curated record. Lineage: Eukaryota; Metazoa; Chordata; Lepidosauria; Squamata; Anolidae.
GGAGAUUCUGCUAGAGAAAGGCCUUACAAAUGCAAUGUAUGUGGGCAGUGUUUUACCCAAAAUAUGGGACUUGUAAUUCAUAAGACACUCUGUGCUGACAAAAGCCAUUGUCAGUUGAAAGUAUCAGCAAAAUGUAUUGCUGCUUACAAACUGCCAGAUCUGAGCCAACAAGAAAUCUUUGUAGGAAAUGAGGAUUUCAUAAACCAGGAAUGUGGGACAUGUUUUGCUGACGGUUCACAAUUGAUGAGGCGCAAAAAAGUCCACACGAGAAAGAAGCCAUACCAAUGCAAGGAGUGUAAGAAAUGUUUUCCUUGGGAGUCAUCACUUCUCAGACACUGGAGUAUCCAUACAGGAAAGAAACCAUACCAGUGCCAGGAGUGUGGGAAAUGUUUUGCUCGCAGUUCAAACUUGGUGAGCCACAAUAGAGUCCACACAGGAGAGAAGCCAUACAAAUGCCAGGAGUGUGGGAAAUGUUUUGGUCACAGUUCACACUUGGUAAGUCACAAAAGACUCCACACGGGAGAGAAGCCAUACCAAUGCAAAGAGUGUGGGAAAUGUUUUGCUCGCAGUUCACACUUGGUGAUGCACAAAAGACUCCACACAGGAGAGAAACCAUACCAAUGCCAGGAGUGUGGGAAAUGUUAUGCUUCCAGUUCAGCCUUGUUGAACCACAAAAAACUCCACACAGGAGAGAAGCCAUACCAAUGCCAGGAGUGUGGGAAAUGUUUUGCUUACCGUUCUCACUUGGUGAAGCACAAAAGACUCCACACAGGAGAGAAGCUAUACCAAUGCAAGGAGUGUGGGAAAUGUUUUGCUCACAGUUCAGACUUGGUGAGCCACAAAAGAGUCCACACAGGGGAGAAGCAAUACCAAUGCCAAGAGUGUGGAAAGUUUUUUCCUUACAGUUCACACUUGGUAAGGCACAAAAGACUCCACACAGGAGAAAAGCUAUACGAAUGCCAGGUGUGUAAGAAAUAUUUUACUUGGGAGUCAUCACUUCUUAGACACAGGAGUAUCCAUACAGGAAAUAAACCAUACCAGUGCCAGGAGUGUGGGAAAUGUUUUGCUGACUGUUCAGCCUUGGUGAGCCACAAAAGACUGCACACAGGGGGGAAGCCAUACCAAUGCCAGGAGUGUGGGAAAUGUUUUGGUCGCAGUUCACCCUUGGUGAGGCACAAAAGAAUCCACACAGGAGAGAAGCCAUACCAAUGCCAGGAGUGUGGGAAAUGUUUUACUCAGAGUUCACAAUUGAUGAGGCAUAAAAAACUUCACACAGGAAAGAAAGGGUAAAAGUGCCAGGAGUGUAGAAAAUGUUUUACUCAAAAUACACCCCUUAUCGACCACUGGAGAUCCCACACAGGAGGGAAGCCAUAUCUAUGUCAUGAGAGUGGGAAAUGUUUUGCAGACAGUUCACAAUUUGCGAGCCACAAAAGACUCCACACAGGAGAGAAUCCAUACUAAUGCCUGGAGGAAUGUUUUUAGUCAAACGUUAUCCGUUAACAAGCAACAGUGAAUACAAACAGGCUACAAACAGCCUUUGUGUGUAAACAUCUGAUUUCAAACAGGACUGUUUGAGAAGUUCUGCUUAAGACUUGGUAAAGUCCCCUUUCUUGUCAUUUGAAUCUUUAAGUUUGAGGUCUUGUUCUGGAGCAGCAGAAACAAGCUCCCUUUGACAAUCCUUCAGAGAGUUAAAUAUGAUUGUCAUGUCACCUAUUCUGG